This is a messenger RNA of Rodentolepis nana, 369 nucleotides long. The record is from the annotation of a GenBank genome assembly. NCBI's taxonomy places the organism in Eukaryota, Metazoa, Platyhelminthes, Cestoda, Cyclophyllidea, Hymenolepididae.
AUGGCCGUUGGAAUGUGGCUAUUGCAAACAACUACGGAUUUCCUCCCUCUACCUAAGUCAAGGGCUGCUAACACUUCUACUAAUGGAAUGGGUCAAUUUCUUACAACAAAUAGUGGGCUGGACACCGAAUCAGGUGGGUCUUCUUCAUUUCCUCCUGUUGGUUACAUAGGGGGCAUUCCAAACUCAGCAACGGCUUCGAUUCUUGGCCAGUCGGGUAUGUCGGAGAGUGUCACUGUCCACUGUUUCUCCUUUGUUCGAGCUUUAAGUUCGUUGCAUCUUGAGGUCGUGAAUUCUCUCUUGAUUAAGGUCCUUAUUGUGUGGAUGGAAAUCAGCCAGGCCAUGCAUUGGAAAAUUGGUGUCUCCUUCUAA